This is a messenger RNA of Telopea speciosissima, 850 nucleotides long. Its product is annotated as light-harvesting complex-like protein 3 isotype 1, chloroplastic. The record is from RefSeq and is a predicted model, not a curated record. The transcript is spliced from 3 exons. NCBI's taxonomy places the organism in Eukaryota, Viridiplantae, Streptophyta, Magnoliopsida, Proteales, Proteaceae. Bases 113 to 850 code for a protein of 245 amino acids.
UAAGCUUCUUCAUUUUUUUUAAGCUUGGGUCUUGUGCCUUUCUAUCCUUCAACUUUAGCUUACAAUAGCAAAGAGGGAAGCAAGAACAUAAACAGUGAAGAACCCCACAUCCAUGGCCUCAAUUGCCAUAUCUGUCUCCUUGCAAGAAGCUUGCAAUUCUCAUCAUAUCAUCAAGAAACAACUGUUUCAAAUGAGGCCUAGAUGCUCGUUUGGAGUUCAGCAGGCAGCUCAUGUUGUCAACAAGGAUCUUGAAUUGAAGAAGGGAGGCGUGCUUGAGAUUGCAGAACCAGGAAAAGCCAUUGUUGGUGACAAUAGUCGGAAGGGAGUCCAGAGUGAAUCUGUACAAGGGAUGGAAGCAGUUUCUUCUGUCACACAGUUCUAUGAUGAGAGAUGGAAAAAUGGAACUAGGGAUCUGAAUAUGUUUGUGAAGGAUGAAGCAAGGAGGAGAAAGUUCCUUGAAUUGUACCCAGAAGCAGCAACAACCAAAGCUCCAGUGCUCUUCAUGAGCUCCAUCAUACCUUGGUGGGCAUGGCUCAAGAGAUCCCAUCUUCCAGAAGCUGAGCUGCUCAAUGGCCGAGCAGCAAUGGUAGGAUUCUUCAUGGCAUAUUUGGUAGAUGGUUUAACUGGGCUAGACGUGAUAGGUCAGACAGGCAAUUUUAUCUGCAAGGCAGGUCUCUUCAUCACAGUCGUUGGAAUAAUCCUCUUCAGGAAAACCCGAGAUUUUGGCAACUUGCAAAAGCUAGUUGAUGAGGCUACCUUCUAUGAUAAGCAAUGGCAAGCUACAUGGCAGGAUAAAAGAGCCAGCAACAGCAGUUCAGAGUCUUCAGACCAAGAUCAAAUAACCAAUUGA